AAACUACAUCUUUGGCUCCUCUGUUCUGACUUUCCAUAACUGAUGAUCAAAUAUCCUAAAAAAAAUCCUUCAGACAUCCAUUUACAUCUUCUGACAACAUGAAUGAGCAGUAAAGUUUAUAAAGUACUGCUGUUGACAAAAAGUCUCCAGGUCAUGUAAGUUCUUUAGUGCCUUGCAUGCGCUGCACGUCCGAGUUCUGUUCACGCUUCUCAAAGAUGUUGAGGCCCAGCUUUGCCACAGGACAAGAGACUGCACAACUUUCACAAAGGCUGCGAAUGGUCAUUGAUGCUCGAGGAGGCAAAAUGUGAUGAUCUUCUGAAGUUUUCCUGUGAUGUUCUAAAGAAGAAAGAAAGUCAUGCAGGAUUGAAUCAACAUAAGAAGGAUCUGAAUUGGUUUUACACUCUGGCCGAGGAUCUACAGUUCCUCCCAAUCUAGAUCCCACUUGAACUUCUCAGACGGUUUCACGCUUUAUCGGAAAACACUGAGGAAUCCUUAAUAAACCCCAAAGAGAGAAAUUUGGUGUCAGGCGCUUGCCAACUUUUCAUCACCAUGACAAGCACCACCAAGUGACCAAAAGGCUGUCUCCUGCCCCCUGAUGACCAAACCUCAACGUCAGCGACUGGUCAGCAAGGACGGGCGGAGCCUGAUGCGAGGCAAUGCCUCAGGCUACAGAGAGACGUGGUUUGGUGCCCUGCGGGACAUGUGGGGGACAUGGCUGGCGUUGCGGUGGCGAUGGGUGGUGCUGGCGUUCUGUGGCUCCUUCCUGCUUCACUGGUUGCUGUUCGCAGUGUUGUGGUACCUGCUCGCCCGUGUCAAUGGAGACCUGGAUGUGCCCAACCAUGACUCCCCACCGCCUGGCCACGUGCUGUGCGUCAAACACGUGACGGGCUUCACCGCCGCCUUCUCUUUUGCCCUGGAGACGCAGCUGACCAUCGGGUACGGCACCAUGUACCCCAACGCUGACUGUCCAACUGCCAUAGCGCUGCUCGCCCUGCAGAUGCUGCUGGGCCUCAUGCUGGAGGCCUUCAUCACCGGUGCAUUUGUGGCAAAGUUCUCCCGCCCUCAGAAGCGCUGUGGUGGGAUCCUGUUCAGCCCUCAUGCUGUAGUGUGCGAGGUCAGAGGUCAACGCUGUUUGAUGUUCCGCGUGUGUAACCUGCUUCCAAGGCCUCUGGUGGACGUGUGCGUGAGCGCCAUUCUCUACGAAGAACGUGACGAUCACGAACUCCAUCAAACCGCAAUGGAUUUCACCAUUGAUAACCUGGGGUCACGACCUUGCCCCCUAUUUUUGUCACCUUUGACCUUUUAUCACCCUAUAACUCCAUCCAGCCCCCUAAACAACGCCCCAACCAGCCAAUCACACUUUGAAUUAGUGGUGUUCCUCACCGCCUCUCAGGAGAGCACAGGUUCUGGCUACCACAAGAGGACAUCCUACCUGCCUGACGAGAUCCAGUACGGCAGCUGCUUCGCCAGGGUGACGUCUCUGUACGGAAAAGGCCGGAACAAAAGCGAAAGCAUGCGCUAUUUUGACACACAGCCCUGUCCGCUCACACUCCCCAACACACACACCACUGACGCACUGGAGAAAGAACACGUGGUGGUCCAGAUUAACGGGGAAGGCAGUGACCGGGUGGAGUAGCAGUGGUUGUAUUUUUAUGCAAGGGUGUAUGAUUUCAUAUGAAUUCUCCGUUCAUAAAAAGGGCAUUUCAUUUCAUAACACAACCUCCAAUGUAUGACUUUUUUUUAUCCCAAAAGACAGCCUCAGUUAGUUAUGAUCUGUUAUGUCAUCCCGUCCCAUUAGGAAACCAUUUUUGCUGCUAUAUGGACAUAAUGAUUCACACUCGCAUCUGCUGAACACACAAUGACUGAUGUUUUCAUCUGGAAAUAAGAGGAAUCUCCAGUGUUUCAUUAUGAGAAAUUUUACUGAUCAUCUUCACCCUGAAUCCACUGACACCAUUAUGUUUGAGCCCUUAUUUAUUCGGCACCUGGACAUUUUCAUUGCGUUAUCCAUCUGUAUCCGAGUCAGAGGGGCCCGUUUUUAAAUUAUAAAUUAUUAAAGCCCUAUAUGGACAGUUUUCCUCCUUGUCCAUAAAGUAUUUUUUAUCAAAAUAUAUGAAUGAUAGAGAUAGUUCUCCCAAAAAUGAAAACUCUUGUUUCAUGUGUUUUUUUUUUUUCUCCACAUAACAGAAGUGGACGGACACUUAUUACUAAUAUUAUACAUUAGUCACUGAAAAAAAUACAUUUUGUUGUUGUUGAACUAUAAUUUUAAAGUGUUCAUUAACACCCCUAUUAAGUGCCUAAUGACAAACUUCAAAAAGUCAACUUUCAAAACAAGUGAUGAAAUGGACUUUUGGCUCGAGAGACUGAAUACUGUACUGAACAUUAACAAUUAUGUAAAUAAUAAAGUAUGUAGAUAAAUAAAUAAAUAGAUUAUUUACUAGAUUACUUCUGGGAAAGAAAAUUACUUCUGGAAAAGCAAUGCAAUCUAUGCAAUAAAACAAAACACAUUAGCACAAUCGCAUUGGUGGCACAACACUGUAUGAUUUUUCCUCUGUAGGUGAUUAUAUAGCACAUGUACUGUCUGUCAAUCAAUCAGGAAAGGCUGAUUAUUAUAUGUAUAAAGCUUGAUUAUUAAACUCUGGAAGGCUGGAAAAGAAUUAUGUAGUAAUUUAGUUUUCUGAAUACAAGCUACAUUGAGUGGCAACUGAUCUGUAAAAGAAAUGCAUUUAUUUUGAUAUGUGGAGCACAAAAAACUGGAUUAAAAUAUCUGUGAAAAGAU
Messenger RNA from Megalobrama amblycephala (Wuchang bream), 2776 nucleotides. RefSeq names its product potassium inwardly rectifying channel subfamily J member 13 (gene kcnj13). The record is from RefSeq and is a predicted model, not a curated record. The transcript has 5 exons. The coding region runs from base 596 to 1636 and encodes 346 amino acids. Gene Ontology annotation, molecular function: inward rectifier potassium channel activity. Lineage: Eukaryota; Metazoa; Chordata; Actinopteri; Cypriniformes; Xenocyprididae. Gene Ontology annotation, cellular component: plasma membrane. Gene Ontology annotation, biological process: potassium ion import across plasma membrane; regulation of monoatomic ion transmembrane transport.